Ostertagia ostertagi is the source of this 621-nucleotide messenger RNA. The record is from the annotation of a GenBank genome assembly. NCBI's taxonomy places the organism in Eukaryota, Metazoa, Nematoda, Chromadorea, Rhabditida, Trichostrongylidae.
AUGAUCAGCAUCGUAAACUGCUAUGCCCCCACGAACUCAGCGGAUGAAGAAGAAAAGGAUGCUUUCUACCAUGAGCUGGAGGAGGUAGUCAAGAGAGAGAAGUCUUAUUACAAGUAUUUAUGCGGAGACUUCAAUGCUGCGCUUGGAAAUGGAAAUGAUGGCAACUGGAGGCUCGGCAAACACGGAGAAGGAAAUAGAAAUGAUAAUGGUACUCGCGUUCUGGAUCUUGUGUACUCUUGUAAUCUCUAUCAUGGAAACUCUCUUUUUGACAAACCUCAAAACAGGAGAUGGACCUGGGAAAGUCCUAACGGAGAGCUUCACUUGGAACUGGAUCACGUUUUCACAAACAGAAGGUGGAGCCUGAUGGAUGUGACGGUGCUGCCCUCUUUUGACUGUGGAUCUGACCAUCGCCUAGUCAGAAUGAAUGUUCGGCUCAAUGACCGGAUAUUCAAAAGAGACACACACCGUGGACCCCCAAUCCGCUUCCCACGAUACAACGAAGAAGUUCUGGAAACAGCUAUGAAUAACCAAUCCUGGAGGUUGUUAGAAGACGUCACAAAGGAUUAUGAGAUGCUUAAUAGCAACCUCCUUCGCUGUGCGGAAGCUGCUACAGAGAACCAA